Cladophialophora psammophila CBS 110553 is the source of this 558-nucleotide messenger RNA. RefSeq lists its product as uncharacterized. NCBI's taxonomy places the organism in Eukaryota, Fungi, Ascomycota, Eurotiomycetes, Chaetothyriales, Herpotrichiellaceae. The coding region runs from base 1 to 558 and encodes 185 amino acids. The record is from RefSeq and is a predicted model, not a curated record. The transcript has a single exon.
AUGGGCUCAUUAAAAUACGCUUAUCUCCAGCGUCGUGGUGAAUCCGACUUCACGGACGGUGGACCGACAUACUCGAUGGGCCAUCUACUGUUUGUCUUCUUCACCCUCCUGCUCAUGGCAUCUCUGUGCUCCCUGGCUCUGUACUUCCUGCGCCGGCGACGGCUGGCGAGAGAGCGAGCCGCACUAUUACCCAUUCACCAGCAGUCAUUACACCAUCGCUCGCCGUCGAUCAGCCACUUUGGUCACCAGGACAAGAACGAAUCCAUCUUCGUUUACGAUGAAAAGAUGAACCUGAUCCACAACUCCUCGAGCCCUCCGUCGGCAGCAGUUCCGGAAAUCCACAUCACCUUCCCCGAUGAAGAGGGCAAGACUGGCUUGCAAAAAGGGCGCGUCGUCGUGGUCCAUAUUACGGAUUCGGGAAGCGUCGGCAUGGAGCCACUCAACCAAGAAACUCUGCCACCAUAUCAGAAAGAAGAUGGCGAACGGUUUCAGUCACUCGACCUCGAGCGGAUAGGCGGGCUCAAGGAAAAGGAACCUUCGAGCCGGAGAUUCUCAUGA